CACAUCAUGGAGGUGAACUGGACAUCCCCACCUCCCACAUCGCUGGUGCCGGACACCAAUGGAGAUGACCAGUGCAGGAUAGACAUCACCGACGUGGCUGUAGACAUUGUCACGCUGCUCAUCUGCCUCUGUGGGCUGGUGGGGAACGGGGCUGUCCUCUGGCUCCUCGGCUUCCGCAUCCGCAGGAACCCCAUCACUGUCUACAUCCUCAACCUGGCUGUCGCUGACUUCACCUUCCUCCUCUUCAUGGUCACCUCAGGCCUCCUCUACAUGAUGGAGAACAUCUCCUGCUUCACGGCUGUCCCCCUGGUGUACCUGAGGUCACUUUUCCUGCUCUCACUGUUCUCCUACAACAUGGGCCUGUACCUCCUGACGGCCAUCAGCAUUGAGAGGUGCGUGUCCAUCCUCUGCCCACUCUGGUACCCGCUGCGCCGCCCCCAGCGCUUGUCAGCCAUGUUGUGUGCCCUGCUCUGGGCCCUCUCCAUCGCUGUCAUUGCUGCAGUGACUUCCCUGUGCCUGUUGCACGAGCAUGAGCACUGCCGGAUGGCUCUCAUCUCCAUGUACGCCCUCAACUUUCUCAUCUUUGCCCCACCCAUGGUCAUUUCCAAUAUGAUCCUGUUCAUUAAGGUCCUGUGUGGCUCCCAGCAGCGCCAGCCCAGGAGGCUCUACAUCGUUAUCUUCCUCACCGUCCUCUUCUUUCUCAUGUUUGGGGUUCCCCUCAGCAUCUGGAAUUUCCUGCAGCAGUUUAACUACACUGUUGCAUCCACUCAUGUUGUUUUCCUGCUUGCCUGCAUCAACAGCAGCAUCAACCCCUUCAUCUACUUCUUGGUGGGGAGCUGCCGGAGGCACUGCUCCUUGGUGCCCCUCCAGGUUGCCUUCCGGAGGGUCUUUGAAGACACGGGGGUCACUGUGAUCUCCAGCUAAGAGGCUACUGUGGUCACGCUGGCUGUGCUGCCCACCCUGGCUUCACCCUCAGCUGCCCACCCUCACUCCUGGCCAGGCCUGUAGAUCACCUUCCUGCAGCUGUGUGUUGGGAUGCAUCCCAUCCCUUAUCCCAUCACCAUUCCAUCCUGAUCUCAUCUUGUCCCCCUCCCCACCUCCACUCCUUCCCUGUCCCCAUCCCAUCCAACCCCUUCCCUGUCCCAUCCCAACCCAUCCCAUCCCAUUCCAUUCCCACCCCUAUCGCAUCUCCAUCCCAUCCCCACUCCAUUUUCAUCCCACCUCCACCCCAUCCCAUUCCCAUCUCCCUCCCCAUUCCUUUCCCACCUCCAUCCCAUCUCCAUCCCACCCCUGUCCCAUCUCCAUCCCAUCCCCAUCCUACCCACGUCCCACCUUCUUCCCAUCUCCAUCCCCGCCCCAUCCCAUCCAACCCCCAUCCCCUUCUCCAUCCCCAUCCCAUCCCGUUCCCAUCUCCAUCUCCAUCCCCACCCCACCCUCAUCCCAUCCCCAUCCCCUCCCGCAGCCCGUCCCGUUCCGGAGGCCGCCGCUGGCCUCUCCCGGCUCGGCGCUGGGCUCUGCUGCCCCCCAGCGAGGGAAGCGGGCGGCAGCCCCGACGCCCCCCCGCCCCCCGCGGCUCUGGGGGGCUCGGGGCGCGGGCGGACGGAGUCCGGCAG
Molecule: messenger RNA, 1613 nt
Organism: Falco peregrinus (peregrine falcon)
Lineage: Eukaryota; Metazoa; Chordata; Aves; Falconiformes; Falconidae
Product: mas-related G-protein coupled receptor member H-like
Biological process (GO): G protein-coupled receptor signaling pathway
Cellular component (GO): membrane
Molecular function (GO): G protein-coupled receptor activity
Source: RefSeq, a predicted model, not a curated record